Syngnathus typhle (broad-nosed pipefish) is the source of this 3619-nucleotide messenger RNA. RefSeq names its product mitogen-activated protein kinase 8 interacting protein 1b (gene mapk8ip1b). The coding region runs from base 96 to 2459 and encodes 787 amino acids. Lineage: Eukaryota; Metazoa; Chordata; Actinopteri; Syngnathiformes; Syngnathidae. The transcript has 12 exons. Gene Ontology annotation, cellular component: cytoplasm. Gene Ontology annotation, molecular function: protein binding. Gene Ontology annotation, biological process: regulation of JNK cascade. The record is from RefSeq and is a predicted model, not a curated record.
UGUGCCGCUGUCUAACCGAGCAACCGCAGGCAGGCCGGCGGCUGCACCGCAAACUGCUCAGCCUCACGCGAACCAUGGCAUGAGAGCCGAGCGGCAUGGCGGAGGGUGAAAAGCGGAAAGGCAGCCGGCAGCGCGAGCACAAUCUUCAGAUAAAGUCUCCAGCCGGAUGCAGGUUGACUCACGACAUCAGCUUGGGUGAGUUUGAAGAUGACGACCUGUCAGAGAUUACCGAGAUCACCGACGAACGUGGGAUGAGCCUCAACUGCAAUGGCCCGGAUAUUAAGGGCCAUGUGAGGCGAGGGACCAAUAGCAGGCCGGGGAGGGCGGAGCUCGGCGCCGUUGGACAGCUCCAGGCGGAGAUGCUGCAUUUGGAUCUCAUUGAUGGUGCUGACGGUUUCCGCGGUGAUAAAGAGUCCUCCAAGGCCUCCAUCGCACCUCCGCCAGUCACCAAGGACCCUACAGUACCUGUUACCAUGGAUACCUACCGGCCGAAGAGACCUACGACCCUUAACCUCUUUCCAAUUGUGCCCCGCACGCAGGACACGUUAAACAACAAUUCCUUUGGCAAGAAAUACACGUGGCAGGAUAAAGUUGCGGGCUCAUCUUCACCUCUCAAAACGGGUGAGCUAACGCCUCCGCGCGAGCACAGCUGUCUGAGCGACGAGGACAAGGUACGCGGCGCCGCGCAGACCAAAGACCGAGGCACCUCCACCGACGCCCCCUGCGGGAACUCGCACGCACCCGGACGUUCACAGAGCUCCGCGUCGACGCGGCCAAAGUUUCAGGAGAAGCCGCCUGCGCCGCCACCGCCGCCGCAGAAUUACAAACCGGCUCCGCUCUAUCCGGCGGGAAAGUUGGAUGCGAGCGGCCAUCGGCAGGAGAGGCUGCAGUACCCCUCGGAGGCUCCUUUGGAGCCCACAGAGGAGAUCUACCUGACCCCGGUGCCGCGCUGUUCCGACCCUUCGGAACCUGUUUGUACGCAGGACCGACCUUUCCUGUCGCAGCUGAGCGAGCAAGGUCGUAUGUCCAUUAGCUCCGAUACAGAAGGCCCGCCUCCUUACCAGCCGCUACCCGACCAGUCCAACUCGUCCAUCUACGAGGAGGACGAAGCCUACAUCGCGCCGCCUUCUUACGCAUCUUGCGUGGAGUCGCUCAUCACGCCGCCUAGCGUGGCUCUGUCAACUCAUCCUACCGCGGCGCUGGACUUUAGCCUCAAGGGGUCAGGAACGGGGGCAGGGGCAAUGCUGAGAACUGGCUCGUCAGUCGAGUACGUGGACGCCACGGACGAAAGCUACUGCGGGGAAGACGAGGAUGUGGAUCGAAUCAUCAUAAACGAAAGAAUAAAGAAAGUGGUGGCAAAGGUGAACGGGGGCAACGGCAGAGCCGCCCCGCUAAGGACUUCCAUGAGCUCAGACGCCAGCGGUUUGUCGUACGAUUCGGUCAAAUACACCUUGGUGGUGGACGAGCACGCUCAACUGGAACUUGUCAGUUUGAGACAGUGUUACCAAGGUUACAGCGACGACAGCGAUUCGGCCACCGUCUACGACAACUGCGUCUCGUCUCCCUACGGGUCGGCCAUCGGGGAAGAGUACGAGGAGGCGGACGAAGAGGAAGAUUGUGCACGUUUGGGGGGGGUCAGACGAGAGGCCACGGCUUGUCUGUCCGAAGACUCCACGCCGGACGUCGACUUGCAUUUCUCCAAGAAGUUCCUCAACGUCUUUAUGAACGGGCGAUCGAGCUCAUCGAGUGCUGAGUCUUUUGGUUUAUUUUCCUGCACCAUAAACGGAGAGGAGCAGGAUCAGAGCCACAGAGCUGUCUACAGGUUUGUCCCGAGGCACGAUGAUGAGUUAGAGCUGGAAGUGGACGAUCCAUUGCUUGUGGAGGUACAAGGGGAGGAUUACUGGUACGAGGGCUUCAACAUGAGAACGGGUGCCCGGGGGAUCUUCCCUGUUUAUUAUGCUAUCGAGGUGACCAAGGAGACCGAUAGCUUCAAAGCAAAGAGCAGUGAGUGGCUUGACCGGUACCGGCUAAAAUUCCUGGGCUCAGUCCAAGUGCCCUACCACAAAGGAAACGACGUUCUUUGUGCAGCUAUGCAGAAGAUUGCCACCAACAGAAGGAUGACAGUUAAGCACAACCCGCCUUCCUCCUGUAUUCUGGAAAUCAGUGUCAAGGGAAUCAAACUGGCCGUUCAUGAGGAUUAUUACUCCUGUGAUCGAAGUAACGAGUGCAGUCACUUUUUCCAAUUGAAGAAUGUCUCCUUCUGCGGUUAUCACCCGAAAAAUUGCAAAUAUUUUGGUUUCAUAACAAAGCACCCGGCAGACCAGAGAUUUGCCUGCCAUGUGUUUGUGUCCGAAGAUUCCACCAAAGCUGUGGCAGAGUCAGUAGGGAAAGCCUUUCAGCUGUAUUACAAAGAAUUCGUGGAGUUCUCAUGCCCCACAGAAGAUAUUUACUUGGAGUAGCCAAGUCCCGCCUUCAACCAGAGCCCUGUACAGCGCACUGUAUCAUAACAUGGUGUUGCAUGAAGGAUAUAUUUUAGAAAAUAACAAAACAUCUGAGGAGCAAGCAGAAGAAGAAAGGAAGAAGCCAAAGGAGUGCUUUCGAGGCAAGAAAUAUUAUGCAAAAUGAUAGUGGGGUGCACACACACAUACACACACACACACACACACACACACGAGUGCAGCUUUCAGCUAAGUAGCAGUCGCCCCAGAAGGUGGAAACAGAAGCCGACCGACUGCCUUUACUUGCACCGAGCCAACGUUGUUUAUAUUUGUGAAGUUCACAGAGGGUGACUUUUUGACCUUGAGGAUUUAAUGGCGUGCAUAAACAACAACAUGGUGGAAAGUAGGCUAGAAUCCAACAAAACUAAUCUCGAGGAGCACUGAUGACACCCGCAGCUGCUUCUUAUUAUCUUAUUGUAUUUUUAGAAUCCAGACACAUUGUGCUCCACUGGUGUGUUCCAAAAACAAAAGUGUUAGACAUCACGUUUAGACUCAAGACAGCGACGCAGCUACGCGCGAGCAGAGAACUUCACAACUAGUGCCUCUUUUUCAUCUUUCAUUAGGACCUUCUCCAUCUUGCGUUUGAAAUAAUGCUAAAUGAUGAUGCUAUUGACUGUGUGAAGGAAGAUUGUGAUGAUGUUGUGAUUUGAUGAUGCAUCCCCCACUACCCCUUACAUGUGCGGGUUCCGCUGAAACGACAAUAUUGUUCAAAGCAUGCACGUUUCGUUUCCCGGUAUGUGUUUGUUAUCGUGAGGAUGGUUUUGGAAUCAAGGGUCAUGAGAAGCGACGCCAAACACAAGAAUGAAUAGCAAAACAGCAGUGGGGACAACAAACAAGGUUCUACAUUCUCUAGAUCGUUAUAUAUAUUGAACAGAAUGUUUCUAAAAUGCAGAAUUCUCAUAAGCAUCUUCAAGCUCCGCCCCCUCAUUAGUUCCUCAGAAUAAUCUCUGCUGUUGCUAAUCAUAUCGUGACUUUUGUACAGCCAGACAGAACAAGCAACGAUGUGGGGGGGCUACGCAAAAGGUGUACAGAUCCGCCAUAUAAAUUUAUUAACUGUAAUUAUAAACACUGUACUGAUUUAACAUGUGAGUGAAAUCUCUUUAUUUUUGAUUUUUUUUAGG